Messenger RNA from Anopheles cruzii, 1182 nucleotides. Its product is annotated as antizyme inhibitor 2-like. Gene Ontology annotation, molecular function: ornithine decarboxylase activity. Lineage: Eukaryota; Metazoa; Arthropoda; Insecta; Diptera; Culicidae. The transcript has a single exon. The coding region runs from base 1 to 1182 and encodes 393 amino acids. The record is from RefSeq and is a predicted model, not a curated record. Gene Ontology annotation, cellular component: cytoplasm.
AUGGAUCGGUCAGACUUUUAUCCCACUUCGGUCGAAGAAACGGUGGGCCAAAUCAUUGCCCAAGGACCGACCGAGUGCUCCGUCAACGUGGUAGACCUGGACCAAAUAGUGCAAAACUACCAGCGAUGGGUCGAGAGACACGCCGGGUUCGAGGCGUACUACGCACCGAGCGUCAACAAUCAGCCGAUGGUGCUGGCCCUGAUGGCCAAACUGGGCGCCGGGUUCAGCUGUGCCUCGGAGGAGGAAAUGUGUACCGCCCUUUCGCUCGGUGUCCGCCCCGAUCGCAUCCGGCUCGUGCACCCGGUGAAAACCGUCGAGUCGAUAGUGUUCGCCCAGCGAAACAGUAUCCGCCGAAUCGUGUGUGAUAGUGCGGUCGAGAUUAGCAAAGUGUACGGACUGUACCCGGAGGCUCAGAUCGUGCUUCGCGUGAGGAUGUGCCGGGAGCAGAAGUACGGUUGCUGCCCGCGGGACGCGGUGACGGACAUAUUUAACCACGCGAAGCUGAUGGGCGUGCAAAUGGCUGGCAUUUACGUGGCCAUACCACCAGCGAAUCAGUUACAAGUGGACGCACUCCAGCGCGGGCUCCAAGAGGCCAAGGCCGUGUACGAGCAGGCGUACGCGAUGGGCCUGCGGCACAUCGACGAGCUGGCACUGUUCGGCGUGGAAAGCCUGGCCCCGUCGGUGCUGCGGAACGCUACGGCGGCCCUAAACUUUCCGCCGGGCUUCACGUUCAUCAUCGAAACCGAGCGGCAGUUCGUGGGAAACGCGGUCUCGCUUGUUGCCAACGUGCAGUCAAAGCGGGUGGUGCGCGAUACCGAGGCUCCCGAGCUGAUUCGCGAGAUAAUGUACUUCAUCAACGACGGACGAUACGGAUCGUUCGAGUGGUGGCGACCGGUUACCAAGGAGCCCACCGUCUACCGUGGCACGCACGCGGCCACCCUGCCCGCCCAAACCUGGCCCUCGUCCGUGUGGGGACCGACCUGCGACUCCGCCGACAUUGUGUUCGAGCGUAUCCACCUGCCCGAGCUCGACAUCGGUGACUUUAUGGUCUUUUCGGACGUGGGAGCGUACGGUGGCACUUUGGCGUCACAGUUUAACGGGUUUCCGCUGCCAAAGACCGUCGUUUGCGCCCAACAUGCGGCCACCAGGGCGUUCCUGGGGUUACAGCCACAGUGUAGCUGA